Messenger RNA from Sphenostylis stenocarpa, 1782 nucleotides. NCBI's taxonomy places the organism in Eukaryota, Viridiplantae, Streptophyta, Magnoliopsida, Fabales, Fabaceae. The record is from the annotation of a GenBank genome assembly.
AUGGAGAUUGAGAAGCGAGCUAAGGGCAGUGAGGAAAUGGGCGGUGAGCGAGAAGAGAAGGGGAAGCUGCGUCGACAAGGAGGCAUCAGAACAUUACCUUUCAUCCUUGCAAAUGAAGUGUGUGACAGAUUUGCAAGUGCUGGUUUUCAUGGUAACUUGAUAAGUUACUUGACCCAAGAGCUGAACAUGCCAUUGGUAUCUGCCUCAAACACAUUGACAAACUUUGGUGGAACAUCUAGCUUCACCCCUCUCAUUGGAGCUGUUAUAGCAGAUUCCUUUGCUGGACGAUUUUGGACCAUUACUGUUGCUUCUCUCAUUUAUGAACUGGGAUUGAUUAGCAUCACUGUAUCAGCUAUACUGCCACAAUUACGACCUGCACCGUGUCCUACACAAGUGAAUUGCCAAGAAGCCACAUCCUCACAGCUGUGGAUACUCUACAUCUCUCUCCUCCUCACAUCUGUUGGAUCUGGUGGCAUUAGACCUUGUGUUGUGCCCUUUUCAGCAGACCAAUUUGACAUGACCAAAAGUGGCGUAGCAUCAAGGAAAUGGAACCUCUUCAACUGGUACUUUUUCAGCAUGGGAUUGGCUUCUCUAAGUGCUUUGACAAUUGUGGUUUACAUUCAAGACAAUAUGGGAUGGGGCUGGGGCCUUGGAAUUCCAAGCAUUGCCAUGUUUGUAUCCAUCAUUGCCUUUGUGCUGGGAGCACCACUCUAUAAGACUACCAAACCAGAAGGAAGCCCUUUGGUUCGUUUAGCCCAAGUAAUUGUAGCAGCUGUAAAGAAAAGGAAGGAGACUUUACCGGAAGAUCCCAAGCUUUUGUACCACAAUUGGGAACUUGAUGCUCCUAUUGCUUUGGAAGGGAGACUUCUACACUCUGAUCAGUAUAAAUGGUUGGACAAGGCUUCAAUUGUCACAGAGGAGGAGGCCAGAGAUCCAUCUACAACACCAAACUUAUGGAAAUUAGCCACUGUCCACAGAGUUGAGGAGCUAAAAUCUAUCAUUAGAAUGCUUCCUAUUUGGGCAUCAGGAAUUUUGCUCAUAACUUCUUCAUCGCAUCUGCAUAGCUUUGUAAUUCAACAAGCUCGCACAAUGGACCGUCACCUCUCUCCCUCUUUCCAAAUUUCCCCAGCCAGCAUGUCCAUUUUUAGUGUGCUAACAAUGAUGUCAGGAGUUGUUCUAUAUGAACGCCUUUUUGUUCCCCUUGCCCGUAGGUUCACAGGGAACCCGUCUGGAAUCACUUGCCUUCAAAGAAUGGGAGUAGGCUUCAUGAUUAACAUCAUAGCCACUGUGGUUUCUGCACUGAUUGAAAUGAAAAGGAAAUCAGUUGCUGCCAACUACCACUUGUUGGAUGAUCCAAAAGCCAUUAUUCCUAUAAGUGUGUUCUGGUUGGUACCUCAGUAUUUUCUGCAUGGGGUGGCUGAAGUUUUCAUGUCUGUUGGGCAUUUGGAAUUUCUCUUUGAGCAAUCACCUGAAAGCAUGAGAAGCAGUGCUACAGCUCUGUACUGCAUAACCUCAGCUGUUGGGAACUAUUUAGGUACAUUGCUGGUGUCAUUGGUGCAUAAGUAUACUGGCACUGAGAGAAACUGGCUUCCAGAUAGGAACCUCAAUAGGGGUGGGUUGGAUUACUAUUACUUUCUUGUUAGUGGGAUUCAAGUUGUAAAUCUUGUUUAUUAUUUGAUAUGUGCUUGGUUCUACACUUACAAGCCCGUGGAAGAGAUUAGUGAAAGGAACAAGGAAGAAGAUUUGGAACAAGUCAACGAACAUAUCUCAUCCGACAAUUAA